AACCGCCAAUAAACUCCGACAGAAGAAGAUACGGCGACGAAGAGGAAGAACCAUCCACGGGAAGAACCCGCGCGCGUCAUUGUUGUGAAUGUGGUCCGGGCUGCUGUCCCGUUGCUUCAGGAGCACUUACAGUCCUGCUCCUUUGUCUUUUUGUCAAGGUUUAGCAAGCUAUUUCUUUUCAACAACGGUUACUGUUACAACGGUUCAAGAUGACAACUUCAUGGAGUGACCGUCUGCAGAAGUAUGCUGACCUACCAGCUAACAUGGACGGUGUGGCCAUGAAAAAGUACCGGCGUGAGGCGCACCACAGAGUGUUUGUCAACCGAAGCUUGGCCAUGGAGAAGAUCAAGUGUUUUGGUUUUGAUAUGGAUUACACUCUGGCAGUGUAUAAAUCUCCUGAGUACGAAUCACUGGGAUUUGACUUGACAGUGGAGCGCCUGGUUUCCAUUGGAUAUCCACAAGAGCUACUCAACUUUGUCUAUGACCCCUCGUUCCCCACCAGAGGGCUGGUGUUCGACACAGUCUAUGGAAAUCUACUCAAAGUGGAUGCCUAUGGAAACAUCCUGGUGUGUGUGCAUGGGUUCAACUUCCUGAGAGGACCUGACAUCAGAGACAUGUACGCCAACAAAUUCAUCCAGCGUGGAGACACAGACCGCUUUUACAUCCUCAAUACCCUCUUCAAUCUACCUGAAACCUACCUGUUUGCCUGCCUGGUCGACUUCUUCAGUAACUGUUCCAGAUACUCGAGUUGUGAGACUGGCUUCAAAGAUGGUGACCUCUUCAUGUCAUACAAGAGCAUGUUCCAGGAUGUCAGAGAUGCAGUGGACUGGGUUCAUUUCAUGGGCUCCUUAAAAGAAAAGACUGUUGAAAACCUGGAGAAAUAUGUGGUGAAGGAUCCGAAGCUUCCUCUGCUCCUCAGUCGCAUGAAUGAAGUCACCAAAGUGUUUCUGGUCACCAACAGCGAUUACAAAUACACAGAGAAAAUCAUGACCUACCUGUUUGGCUUUCCUCACGGACCCAAGCCAGGUACCUCCCAUCGGCCCUGGAAGUCCUACUUUGACCUGAUCCUGGUGGACGCAAAGAAGCCUGUGUUCUUUGGAGAAGGAACAGUGCUGCGACAAGUUGAUACUACAACAGGUCAGCUGAAGAUUGGCACAUACACUGGACCCCUCCACCAUGGUAUCGUUUACUCCGGAGGUUCCUCAGACAUCGUGUGUGACCUGUUGGGUGCUAAAGGAAAGGACAUCAUCUAUAUUGGAGACCACAUUUUUGGUGAUAUUCUCAAGUCUAAGAAGCGUCAGGGCUGGAGGACGUUCCUGGUGAUACCUGAGCUGGCCCAGGAGCUGCAUGUGUGGACUGACAAGAGCUCCAUAUUUGAAGAGCUUCAGUCUCUGGAAUGCUUCCUGGCUGAGCUUUACAAGCAUCUGGACUCCAGCAGCAAUGAGCAGCCGGACAUCAGCUCCCUGCAAAGACAGAUAAAGAAAGUCACCCAUGACAUGGACAUGUGCUAUGGCAUGAUGGGAAGUCUUUUUCGAAGUGGUUCUCGUCAGACCCUGUUUGCCUCUCAAGUGAUGCGCUAUGCCGACCUGUAUGCUGCCUCUUUCAUCAACCUUCUCUACUAUCCCUUCAGCUAUCUGUUCAGAGCUGCACACGUACUAAUGCCUCAUGAGUCGACAGUGGAUCACGCUCACAUCACCAUCAUCGACACAGAGUCUCCGCUGGCCACGAGAAACCGCCAUGACGUCGACUUCAAGGAGAUGGAGUGCAAACGACACCAGCUGACCCGAUCUAUCAGCGAGAUCCAACCCCCCCUUUUCUUCCCUCAGGCUCCACAGGAGAUUACCCACUGCCAUGAUGAGGAUGAUGACGAGGAGGAGGAGGAGGAGGAGGAGGAAUGAGUAAAGCGGAGCAGAGGAGCGUGCAGAUUAAUCUCCUUACACAAGUUCAUCUGCAGAGAAUCUUGUCUUUAGCUGUUACAUCCAUCUGCUAACCUGCUUAUCUGUUAUCCGUUUAGUAGACGAUGCACAUUGUUACUGUACCUGUCCACAGGUAAGUCAGUCGUUACUGUAGCUUCAUGUGAUGUCAUUGACUCAGUGUGUCAGGAGACAUGAAUGUAUUCAUAUGCACUGAGAACUCUAUUUUAAUACAUGAAGUGUUUAGAGUU
This is a messenger RNA of Solea solea (common sole), 2164 nucleotides long. RefSeq names its product 5'-nucleotidase, cytosolic IIa (gene nt5c2a). Gene Ontology annotation, molecular function: 5'-nucleotidase activity. The record is from RefSeq and is a predicted model, not a curated record. The transcript is spliced from 18 exons. Lineage: Eukaryota; Metazoa; Chordata; Actinopteri; Pleuronectiformes; Soleidae. Bases 210 to 1898 code for a protein of 562 amino acids.